AUGAAGACAAAAAAGUUAAUCGAGAAUGUCCUGAAGACAACUGCAAAGUUACUGGAACUGAGUAAAGAUUUCUUCGUUAGCCAUCUCGGAGACAAGUUCUCAAUAUUUGCAAGAUUCAACUACUAUCCAUGUUGUUUGAAGCCUGAUCUUGUAUUCGGCCUCAAACCUCACAGUGACCGCACACUAAUCACUGUAAUUUUACCUGACAAAUAUGUAGAGGGACUUCAGGUAAUGAAAGACGGCGAAUGGAUCAAAGUGACCACUUCCCCUGAUGCUUUGAUCUUUAAUAUAGGAGAUCAAAUGGAGAUAAUGAGCAAUGGAAUAUUUAAGAGCCCUGUUCAUAGGGUGGUCACAUUUUCGGACAAGGAUAGGAUUUCUAUUGCUAUGCUUUGUGCAAAUUUACCUGAAAAAGUGAUAGGACCAGCAGAUGAACUAGUGAAUGAUAUGAGACCAAGGAUGUACAAAAAUGUGAAGGUGAAGGACUAUACUGAGGUGUUUUUCAAGAGAUUCUACCAAGGAAAGAGGGCUAUUGAUUGGGCUCAAUUCGGAUAA
Dioscorea cayenensis subsp. rotundata (Guinea yam) is the source of this 552-nucleotide messenger RNA. Its product is annotated as probable 2-oxoglutarate-dependent dioxygenase ANS. Bases 1 to 552 code for a protein of 183 amino acids. The record is from RefSeq and is a predicted model, not a curated record. The transcript is spliced from 2 exons. NCBI's taxonomy places the organism in Eukaryota, Viridiplantae, Streptophyta, Magnoliopsida, Dioscoreales, Dioscoreaceae.